UUAGAACAUUGGACUCUGAAUCCGACAGCCCAAGGUAGAACUGAAGGUCUGUUAUCCCCUCAGCUGAUCUUAAUCCUCGACCACUCGACCAGUAAAAGAGACCGAAAGAAAGAGGAGAGAGAGACUGGUAAAGGAGGAGAAACAUGAAGGCAGUUGCAACUUCAACACCAUCUCCAUCCCUCUUCUUCUGUCAUCACCCUUUUAACAAUUCAUCUCCCCAAUUCUUACACUUGAAAUCUCCCCAUCAACAGCAAAGACUUGGCCUAUUCAUAACUCUCUCAUCUUCAACCUCAUCUUCAUCAGUUGUUGAACAACAAGAUUCACCUCUUCCUUCUACCAAUGAUUCUGAUUCUCUUCCUUCAAAUUUCAGUGGUUGUAAAGGAUGUGGUAAAGAGGAAAUAGAAAGUGGCUGCAAUGGCGAGGGGCGUAUUCAAGGUGGAAUUGCUACAAUCCCAGGCUUUGGUUGGUGGCCAAUAAAGGCUUAUAGGCCUUGUCCUGGUUUUCUUGCAUCUGGUGGCAACUACAGGCGACGAGGUCAGAGCAUGGAUGAGGUAGCCUUUGGAGGGGGGAAAAGGCAAGCUUCCAUGGAUGAUUUUGAUGACUCUGAGUCAAAGAAGAAAGGAAAGAAUAGAAAGCAAUUCAAGGGAUGAGAAUUCAUCAUCAAAUCGACCCUGUGAAGGCUGUGAAUCUGUGAUCCAGAGUUGUGCUUGCAAAAGUGAUGCUUUCAAGUUCACCUGUGUCUAGGGGUGACAGCCACUGGUUAAAUUUUGUAAAUUGCCAAUGCAAAUGUAUAGAAUUUUAUAGCGUAAACCUCCCCUCUGGAGAAAACUUAUAAGUUGCCCUAGAUAUGUUCCCUUGAUGAAUAUAAAGUCCCUAAAUUGCUUUUUUUACAUUACAUUUUGAGUUUUUGUCGUCGAGGUUGGAAGAAAAGUUCAUGAAAAUGAGCAAAGGCCAUAAGAAGCCAAUCAGAGUUGGCUAAAGGUUACUCUGUAUUUCCAAAGAAAACAAAAUAAAUCAGAGUUGGUUAGAAAUUC
This is a messenger RNA of Chenopodium quinoa (quinoa), 1034 nucleotides long. RefSeq lists its product as uncharacterized. Gene Ontology annotation, cellular component: chloroplast. The record is from RefSeq and is a predicted model, not a curated record. The transcript is spliced from 3 exons. NCBI's taxonomy places the organism in Eukaryota, Viridiplantae, Streptophyta, Magnoliopsida, Caryophyllales, Amaranthaceae. The coding region runs from base 144 to 650 and encodes 168 amino acids.